This is a messenger RNA of Labrus bergylta (ballan wrasse), 1511 nucleotides long. NCBI's taxonomy places the organism in Eukaryota, Metazoa, Chordata, Actinopteri, Labriformes, Labridae. The record is from RefSeq and is a predicted model, not a curated record.
GCUGGAGUUUCAGCAUGGGCUCGGCCUACCAGUUCCACAGCUGGAGAGUGUUUGUGGUGGUGUGUGCGCUGCCGUGUGUGUCUGCUGUGGUCGCUCUCACUUUUAUGCCUGAGAGCCCCCGUUUCUACCUGGAGACGGGUAAACAUGACGAGGCCUGGAUGGUGCUCAAACAGAUCCAUGACACCAACAUGCGAGCCCGCGGAGAGCCGGAGAGAGUCUUCACUGUGAACAGGAUCAAAAUCCCCAAACAGCUGGACGAGCUGGUGGAGAUGCAGAAUGAGUCAGCCAACCCGGUUCUCAAGGUCCUCUUCAAGAUCAAGGCUGAGCUCAGAGGAAUCUGGUCGACUUUUAUGAAAUGCUUCGACUACCCGGUGAAAGACAACACUAUAAAACUGGCUAUCGUCUGGUUCACUCUGUCCUUUGGGUUUUACGGACUCUCCGUCUGGUUCCCGGACGUCAUCAAGCACCUCCAGGCCGACGAGUACGCGUCCAGAGUGAAGAUCCACAACAACGAACGCAUCGAAGACUUCACCUUCAACUUCACCCUGGAGAACCAGAUCCACAGAAACGGGGCCUUUGUAAACGACAGGUUCAUCAGUAUGAAGUUCAAGGCGGUGAAAUUCAUCGACUCGUCUUUCAUUAACUGCUACUUUGAGGACGUCUCCUCCGUUGGAUCCUCCUUCACAAACUGCACCAUCGUAGACUCCUUCUUUUACAACACAGACAUCGAUGACUCCAAAUUAACUAAUUCAACGAUAAUCAACAGCUCCUUCCAUCACAACAAGACGGGCUGUCAGAUGACGUUUGACGAUGAUUACAGUGCGUACUGGGUCUACUUUGUCAAUUUCCUUGGGACGUUGGCUGUACUGCCUGGGAACAUCGUCUCUGCACUCCUCAUGGACAAAAUCGGACGCCUCAGCAUGUUAGGAGGCUCCAUGGUGCUGUCAGGCAUCAGCUGCUUCUUCCUCUGGUUCGGCACCAGCGAGUCCAUGAUGAUCUUCAUGCUCUGUCUCUAUAACGGCCUCAGUAUCUCUGCCUGGAACUCACUGGAUGUGGUCACUACUGAGCUCUACCCGACAGACAGGAGGGGUACAGGUUUUGGCUUCUGUAACGCGAUGUGUAAGCUGGCAGCAGUGAUGGGCAACCUGAUCUUUGGCUCACUGGUUGGCAUCACCAAGGCCAUCCCCAUCCUGCUGGCGUCGUCUGUGCUGGUCUGCGGCGGGCUGGUGGGCCUCCGGCUGCCAGACACACGAGCCAAUGUCCUCAUGUAGACCUCAACACAUAGCAGUAUGUUGUUUACCAGGUAUUCACUCAGCGUACUGAAGAACCAUUGUGGACUAUAAUUUAACCGAAAACAUCGCUGAAACAAGCAUUGCGGUCAUCUUCUUGUAAUUAUGGUUUGAAAAAUAAGAUUGUUCAUACAUCCAUUACAGGACAAGGGUUCUGUUAUUUCUGAGUAGAAUACCUGAUAAAUAACUUUGUAUAAAUAAAUGCAGUUUAACUUCAAAUGA